Messenger RNA from Hyla sarda, 891 nucleotides. RefSeq names its product ADP ribosylation factor like GTPase 2 (gene ARL2). Gene Ontology annotation, molecular function: GTPase activity; GTP binding. The record is from RefSeq and is a predicted model, not a curated record. Bases 94 to 648 code for a protein of 184 amino acids. Gene Ontology annotation, biological process: protein folding. The transcript is spliced from 5 exons. NCBI's taxonomy places the organism in Eukaryota, Metazoa, Chordata, Amphibia, Anura, Hylidae. Gene Ontology annotation, cellular component: microtubule cytoskeleton; cytoplasm.
CUGACAGCGGUUGAUCACGUGAUUGCUGCGCUUUAGUUGAUUGGCUGCUUAUCACUUCACCGGCGAUUGUCAGGGAAGGAAUCUCUCGGUGACAUGGGGCUGCUAACGAUCCUGAAGAAGAUGAAGCAGAAGGAGCGGGAGGUCCGGCUGCUCAUGCUAGGUCUAGAUAACGCUGGUAAAACCACAAUCCUGAAGAAAUUCAAUGGUGAAGAUAUAAACACAAUUUCACCGACUUUGGGCUUCAACAUCAAAACUUUGGAACACAGAGGGUUCAAGCUGAAUAUGUGGGAUGUUGGAGGCCAAAAGUCCUUGCGUUCGUAUUGGAGGAAUUACUUUGAGAGCACAGAUGGACUGAUUUGGGUUGUAGACAGUGCUGACCGUGCUCGCUUACAAGACUGUGCUCAAGAACUAUCCGGACUCUUGUUGGAAGAGAGAUUGGCUGGAGCAACUUUAUUGGUGUUUGCUAAUAAACAGGAUUUACCCGGUGCACUGUCUAAAGAUGCAAUUCGAGAGGCAUUGGAGUUGGAGAACAUCAAGACACAUCACUGGUGCAUACAAGGAUGUAGUGCAGUGACUGGAGAAAACCUCCUUAUAGGCAUAGACUGGUUACUGGAUGAUAUAUCCAGUCGUAUUUUUACAGCAGACUGAACGAUACUGGAAAAAAUAAUAAUAAUAAAAAGAAGGUUGAGAGAUGCAGUUUUAUCCACCUGAAGGUGUGUUGGGAAAAGCCUCCCACAGAGAGACUGGUAUAAAGUAAAUACUAUGGUUGAAACAACUGACACAACUAAGUCUUUAAUACGCCUAAUACACGGUCAGGCAGAAAACAAUGUUCUCUAUUAGCCCAUGCCGUUUAAUGUUAUCUUUCUAGUUUAUUAAAAUGCUUCCGGUACA